GUAAUCUGUAAGAUGCGGGAAAAAUGAAUGGUGAUAUGGGUUAAGGAAAGUUAUUUUCACUUAAAAAAAGCACACUAGAGAAAAGACAUGGCUGUUCUGCAGUUCUUGUUUGUACUUCUCAUGGGACACAUCAUGUGUACAAGAGUCUUCGCCUCACUGGGCAAUGCUUAUGUAGGUUGUUUCGGUACCGACCGCGUCGUUCACAAAGGUUUGCCAUACAAACCAACAGAAGAAUGUUGGAGCCGUUGUCAGAAAGCUGGAACGGAUAAGUUAGUCAUUGCCGGAGGGCGAUGGUGUGGCUGCGGUAGCCCUAUGAGACCUGGUGAGGGUAACUGCGCAAUAGUAUGUCGAUGGAUAGAGCCCCCUGUGUGCGAUUGCUAUGGAGCCGGUGAAAAGAACUAUUUUCAGGCAGCUCUAAAAGCUGCUGUCAAGUUUGUGCGGAACGUAGCUAAGCCAGUGGAUAAUAAAGGUUACGAUUGUGCAGAUGUUAGCAGGGAGCACUGGAAAGAACUGUACCCAGAAGGAGAGAACAAAAGGACUGAAAAAUGUAGAUAUCAGCACUGCAUUAACAAAGGAACCCGCUACUUUGCGUUUAUAUAUACGCAACGUUGUGGCUGCAAGCAGACGAGCAACUUCAAUGAUAACUAUCAGGUUCCAGUGACCAGAGACUGUGUGGACAAAAUGUUUUGCGUAGACUUGCCGUAUUCGGUUUGUCUGUGUGGAAAUUCAUUGAUAGAUCCCUCCAAGUAUAAUUCAAAAGGAAGUUUGGGACCUCUCCUAAGUACCACUGCAUUUAAAUGCUAUUCCUUGUUCCUUAACAACGACCAGGCAUUGCAUAACCGGAAGUUUGCCUUCACACAUGUGUUUGACAUGUCCGCUUCCCCUGUUGAGUGUAUUAAUAUCUGUCACCGCAACAAUCACCCAUUUGCUGCCAUCCAAAAAGGGGGUAUAUGCACGUGUCAGAAACAUAAAAAUCACAGGCCGUUUACGAAUGCGGACUGUACAUCAACGUGUUCGAAGGACACAAAACUGAAAGUUUGCGGUGGUGCUUUUACCGCCUCCGUCUUCAAGGCAAAUCCACAACUAUUAGUAACGACACCAGCUCCGAGGGUCGUGAAGAUAAAAGUUACUCCGGCUCCGGCUCCAGCUCCGAAGGAAACAAUGGCCGAGAGUCCACCCAGCAUUGAUACCGAUGAAGAGGAUGUGGAGCAGAAAGAAGGAGACAUUAUCGUUGAAAAUGAAGACGAUUUCGUCAUACCUGGAGACGAUGGUGGGUUUAUCGGAAUGAGUAAUGACGUUGUUAUGAAAAUUGGGGGUUUGGCUGUCGGAGUUAUUAUUUUAGCCAUCGUCGUCAUAUGUCUUUUGUGCAGAAAAGGCUCAGACUCGAGUAAAAAGAAGAAGAAAAAGAAGAAGGACAGAGACAAAAAGAAGGAUAGGAGUCCCGAGGAGAAAGAAGCUAGACGUAAACGUCGGGAGGAGCGCAAACGUCGCAAGCAACAAAAGUGAUAGGGUCACUGGACUGAAGAUGUGACAUACGUAUCAGUGCUGGAGGCCUCGAAUCUUUGCGCGAAAGUACAGCUCGAACAACAUAUAUUCUCUAUCAAUGGACAGCGAUUCAGUCGUGUACAGUGAAUGAGGAAGCGGGGUUUUCAUUAUUACUUUUUGUUUCGAAUCUAAACUUGUAAGUGGAUGCGGUGCUCUAUAGUGACAUAAUGUUGCGAUUCGGGCUUAUCACGGACUCUAUGUUCCCUGUGUACAUGUAUGUAUCCUCUGCGGUGACUGUUUGCUGAAGUGGGCUCUGACUUGUGGAUUGAGUGGAAGUAGUUUUAAAUACAGUGACUGCAGCUACACUUCGAAAUUAUAAACUUAACUGUGGACGCGAUGUUCUCCCGGUGUUUGAGUGGGGCUUAAACAUGUGUGUGGAUAGAGUGUCAUCUUCGUUGACUGUGAGAAUCUGGCUUAAACUUGUGUGGAUAGAGUCUCCCUCGGUGACUGUGAGAAUCUGGCUUAAACAUAAGUGUGGAGAGAGUGUUCUUUUCGGUGACUGUGUAAGAACCGGGCUUAAACAUGAGUGUCGAUAGAGUGUCAUCUUCGGUGACUGUGAGAAUCUGGCUUAAACAUAAGUGUGGAGAGAGUGUUCUUUUCGGUGACUGUGUAAGAACCGGGCUUAAACAUGAGUGUGGAUAGAGUGUCAUCUUCGGUGACUGUGAGAAUCUGGCUUAAACAUGUGUGGAUAGUCUCCCUCGGUGACUGUGCGAGAGUUGGGCUUAAACAUGGGUGUGAAUAUAGAGGCUCUCUCGGUGAGAGAAUGGGGCUUAAACAUGGGUGUGGAUGGGAUGUUCUCUUCGGUAACAGUGUGGGAAUAGGGAUUAAACAUGGCUGUGAAUGGAGUGUUUCCCUAGGUGAUUGUGUGAGAAUCUGGCUUAAACAUGUGUGUGGAUAGAGUGUUCUCUUCUGCGACCGUGCAAGAUUCUGGCUUAAACAUGUGUGUGGAUAGAGUGUUCUCUUCGGUGACAGUGCAAGAAUCUGUGUGGAUAGAGUCUCCCUCAGUGAUUGUGCGAGAGUGGGAGUAAACAUGGGUGUGAAUAGAGAGUCUCCCGCGGUGAUUGUGUGAGAAAUGGGGCUUAAACAUGAGUGUGGCUAGAGUGCUCUCUUCGGUGACUGUGUGAGAAUGGGGCUCAAACAUGUGUGUGGAUAGAGUGCUCUCUUCGGUGACUGUAUGAGAAUCGGCCUUAAACAUGAGUGUGAAUGGGAUGCCCUCUUAGGUAACUGUGUGAGAAUCGGGGUUAUAUAUGAGUGUGGAUGAGAUGCCCUCUUCGGUGACUGUGUGAGAAUCGGGCUUAAACAUGAAUGUGGAUGGGAUGUCCUCUUCGGUGACUGUGUGAGAGUCGGGCUUAAACAUGAGUGUGGAUGGGAUGGGAUGUCCUCUUCGGUAACAGUGUGAGGAUCGGGCUUAAACAUGACUGUGGACAGAGUACUCUCCAGUGAUUAUGUGAGAAUCAGGCUUAAACAUGAAUGUGGAUAGAGUGCUCUCUUCGGUGACCGUGAGAAUCGGUGACCCUCAGUGACUGUGCGAUAGUGGGGCGUAAACAUGGGUGUGAAUAGAGAGUCUCCCGUGAUGAUUAUGUGAGAAAUGGGGCUUAAACGUAAGUGUGGCUAGAGUGCUCUCUUCGGUGAUUGUAUGAGAAUCGGGCCUAAACGUGAGUGUGGCUAGAGUGCUCUCUUUGGUGACUGUGAGAAUCUGGCUUAAACAUGAGUGUGGCUAGAGUGCUCUCUUCGGUGACUGUGAGAAUCUGGCUUAAACGUGAGUGUGGCUAGAGUGCUCUCUUCGGUGACUGUGAGAAUCUGGCUUAAACGUGAGUGUCUCUAGAGUGCUCUCUUCGGUGAUUGUGAGAAUCUGGCUUAAACGUGUGUGGAUAGAGUGCUCUCUUCGGUGAUUGUGUGAGAAUCGGGCAUAAACAUGAAUGUGGAUAGAGUCUCCCUCGGUGACCGUGAAAAUCUGGCUUAAACGUGUAUGGAUAGAAAGCUCUCUUCGGUGACUGUGUGAGAAUGGGGUUUAUACGUCAGUGUGGAUAGAGUUUUCUCUUCGGAGACACUGGGAGAGUCUGGCCUAAACAUGAGUGUAGAAAAAGUGUUCUCUUCGGCGAUUGUACGUGAAUAAGGCUUAAACAUGAGUGUGGAUGGGAUGUUCUCUGCUGGCUCAAUCUUGCUUAAACAUGAAUGUGUUAAGACUGUCUCUUUGCGGACUGUGGGAGAAUCGGGCUUAAACAUGAGUGUGGAAGCUGUAUUCUUUUUGUCGUAUAGGUAUGGAGAUUUUGGAAAAUUAAAAUGUGUUAAUUCUCUGGGUGUGUGGUUUAGCAGAGAAGUCUGGUGUAAAUGAAUAUGUACUUUGCAUGUUGUUCUGUUUUACUUGACCAAUUGUAAUCCGAUUGAUUGAAACCUAAAGCAAUCAUGCUCUGUACAAAUUUGAUCAAAAUUAGUUAAAGAGUUUGCUUUCCGCAGAAAUACGUGUUUUUGUUUACAAAAGAAAUCUACCAUGCGACCAUAAGCUUAGAGCGCGUGCACCGGUGUA
This is a messenger RNA of Liolophura sinensis, 4072 nucleotides long. RefSeq lists its product as uncharacterized. The record is from RefSeq and is a predicted model, not a curated record. Bases 88 to 1506 code for a protein of 472 amino acids. NCBI's taxonomy places the organism in Eukaryota, Metazoa, Mollusca, Polyplacophora, Chitonida, Chitonidae. The transcript is spliced from 16 exons.